Urocitellus parryii (Arctic ground squirrel) is the source of this 5603-nucleotide messenger RNA. It is a transcript of the gene Vcpip1, whose product is annotated as valosin containing protein interacting protein 1. Gene Ontology annotation, biological process: endoplasmic reticulum membrane fusion; protein K11-linked deubiquitination; protein ubiquitination. NCBI's taxonomy places the organism in Eukaryota, Metazoa, Chordata, Mammalia, Rodentia, Sciuridae. Gene Ontology annotation, molecular function: cysteine-type deubiquitinase activity. The record is from RefSeq and is a predicted model, not a curated record.
GAGUGAGUGAGUGUUGAGUGCGGGGUGGGGUGGUGGCCGUUACGUUCGGGGCAACGGCUACGGCAGUGAGAAGUAAGAAGAGAAACAACGUCCGGCGCUUCCGCCUUCGCUUAGGAGGAGGAGGAGCUGGUAGGGAAAGGAAACUGAUUCGCCCUGGGCCUGGACUAGAUCGAGUCGGGCCGGUGGGGUCUAGGUUAUGAGCCUUUGAGGGUCGCUUGGGACGCGGAGCGAGACACGAGAGCCAAGAGCUAUGUCUCAGCCGCCGCCGCCGCCUCCGCUGCCGCCGCCACCUCCUCCCCCUGAGGCUCCGCAGACUCCGUCGUCUUUGGCGGCGGCGGCAGCAGCUGCUCCGGGGGGGCUCUCGAAGCGGAGAGACCGGAGAAUCCUUUCCGGGAGCUGCCCGGAUCCGAAGUGCCAGGCGCGUCUGUUCUUCCCGGCCUCCGGUACUGUCAGCAUCGAGUGUACCGAGUGCGGACAGCGGCACGAGCAGCAACAGCUGCUGGGGGUGGAGGAGGUGACCGAUCCGGACGUAGUGCUGCACAACCUGCUGCGGAACGCUCUGCUCGGGGUGACGGGAGCACCCAAGAAGAACACGGAACUGGUAAAGGUGAUGGGCCUUUCCAACUACCACUGUAAAUUGUUGUCGCCCAUAUUAGCUCGCUAUGGAAUGGACAAACAGACAGGCCGGGCCAAGCUUCUCCGGGAUAUGAACCAGGGUGAACUGUUCGAUUGCGCUUUACUGGGUGACCGCGCUUUCCUUAUAGAACCAGAGCACGUUAACACAGUGGGCUAUGGCAAGGACCGCUCGGGAAGCCUUCUAUAUUUGCAUGACACUCUUGAGGAUAUCAAACGAGCCAAUAAAAGUCAGGAAUGCCUCAUUCCAGUGCAUGUGGACGGGGAUGGACACUGCCUGGUGCAUGCUGUGUCUCGAGCUCUAGUAGGCCGGGAGCUCUUCUGGCAUGCCCUGAGAGAGAAUCUAAAACAGCACUUUCAGCAACACCUGGCCCGAUAUCAAGCCCUAUUUCAUGACUUUAUCGAUGCCGCUGAGUGGGAGGACAUUAUCAAUGAGUGUGAUCCUCUGUUUGUGCCACCUGAGGGUGUUCCCUUAGGUUUGAGGAACAUCCACAUAUUUGGCCUUGCUAAUGUGUUGCAUCGUCCCAUAAUUCUGUUAGAUUCCCUUAGUGGCAUGAGAAGCUCUGGUGAUUAUUCAGCCACCUUUUUGCCUGGGCUCAUACCUGCAGAGAAGUGCACUGGAAGAGAUGGUCAUUUGAACAAACCAAUCUGUAUUGCAUGGAGUAGCUCUGGUAGAAACCAUUAUAUUCCUUUGGUAGGCAUAAAAGGGGCUGCUCUGCCCAAACUGCCUAUGAAUUUGCUUCCUAAAGCAUGGGGUGUGCCUCAGGACCUUAUUAAAAAGUACAUCAAACUCGAGGAAGAUGGUGGUUGUGUUAUUGGAGGUGACAGAAGUUUGCAAGAUAAAUACUUACUUAGGCUUGUUGCUGCUAUGGAAGAAGUCUUUAUGGAUAAACAUGGUAUCCAUCCUAGUUUAGUUGCUGAUGUCCAUCAGUAUUUCUAUAGAAGGACAGGAGUGAUAGGAGUUCAGCCUGAAGAGGUUACAGCAGCUGCUAAAAAGGCAGUAAUGGAUAAUCGCCUUCACAAAUGUUUGCUCUGUGGUGCCCUUUCUGAACUUCAUGUUCCUCCAGAGUGGUUGGCUCCAGGAGGGAAACUGUAUAACUUGGCAAAAAGUACUCAUGGACAGCUGAGGCCUGACAAAAAUUAUAGCUUUCCCUUGAACAAUUUGGUUUGCUCAUAUGAUUCAGUGAAAGAUGUUCUGGUACCAGACUAUGGGUUGAGUAACCUAACGGCUUGUAAUUGGUGCCAUGGCACAUCUGUGCGAAGAGUCAGAGGAGAUGGAUCUAUUGUGUAUUUGGAUGGAGACAGAACUAAUUCUAGGUCCACUGGUGGCAAAUGUGGUUGUGGAUUCAAACACUUUUGGGAUGGUAAAGAGUACGACAAUCUGCCAGAAGCUUUCCCUAUCACUUUGGAAUGGGGAGGAAGAGUGGUCAGAGAAACAGUGUACUGGUUUCAGUAUGAAAGUGAUCCAUCUCUGAAUAGUAAUGUUUAUGACGUUGCAAUGAAACUUGUUACCAAGCAUUUUCCAGGUGAAUUUGGGAGUGAAAUCCUCGUUCAGAAAGUUGUCCACACCAUAUUGCAUCAGACUGCCAAAAAGAAUCCUGAUGAUUAUACUCCUGUAAAUAUAGAUGGUGCUCAUGCCCAAAGAGUCGGAGAUGUGCAAGGACAAGAAUCAGAAUCUCAGCUUCCAACUAAAAUUAUUCUUACUGGACAGAAAACAAAAACUUUGCACAAGGAAGAAUUAAAUAUGAGUAAAACUGAAAGAACUAUUCAACAGAAUAUUACGGAACAGGCUUCUGCAAUGCAGAAACGGAAAACAGAGAAGUUAAAACAAGAACAAAAGGGGCAGCCCAGAACUGUUUCUCCCAGUGCCAUUCGUGAUGGGCCAUCCUCUGCACCUGCCACCCCUACCAAGGCUCCCUAUUCACCUACAACUUCCAAGGAGAAGAAGAUUCGAAUAACAACUAACGACGGAAGACAGUCCAUGGUUACACUUAAGUCUUCAACAACCUUUUAUGAACUUCAGGAAAGUAUAGCCAGAGAAUUCAACAUUCCUCCAUAUUUACAGUGUAUUCGCUAUGGCUUUCCUCCUAAAGAGUUAAUGCCACCACAGGCAGGAAUGGAAAAGGAGCCAGUUCCUUUACAGCACGGUGACAGAAUCACAAUAGAGAUUCUAAAAAGCAAAGCAGAAGGUGGUCAGUCUGCUGCAGCACACUCUGCCCACACUGUGAAACAAGAAGAGAUUGCUGUUACUGGUAAACUGUCAUCUAAGGAACUUCAAGAGCAAGCUGACAAGGAGAUGUACUCCUUAUGUCUUUUAGCAACAUUAAUGGGUGAAGAUGUAUGGUCUUAUGCAAAGGGACUUCCUCACAUGUUUCAGCAGGGUGGCGUAUUCUACAAUAUUAUGAAGAAAACCAUGGGUAUGGCUGAUGGCAAGCAUUGUACUUUUCCACAUCUACCUGGCAAAACUUUUGUCUAUAAUGCUUCUGAAGAUAGACUGGAGUUGUGUGUGGAUGCUGCAGGACAUUUCCCCAUCGGUCCUGAUGUUGAAGAUUUAGUUAAAGAGGCUGUAAGUCAGGUUCGAGCAGAGGCAACUACAAGAAGUAGAGAAUCAAGUCCCUCACAUGGGCUUUUAAAACUAGGUAGUGGUGGAGUAGUGAAAAAGAAAUCUGAGCAACUUCAUAAUGUAACUGCCUUUCAGGGAAAGGGGCAUUCUCUAGGAACUGCAUCCACUAAUCCACAUCUUGACCCAAGAGCUAGGGAAACUUCAGUUGUAAGAAAGCAUAAUAUAGGGACAGACUUUAGUAAUAGUUCCACUAAAACAGAGCCUCCUGUGUUCACAGCUGCUCCUAGUAACAGUGAGCUUAUUCGAAUAGCUCCAGGAGUAGUAACAAUGAGAGACAGCAGGCAGCUUGAUCCUGAUUUGGUUGAGGCCCAGCGAAAAAAAUUGCAGGAAAUGGUUUCUUCUAUUCAGGCUUCAAUGGACAAACACUUGCGGGAUCAAAGUACAGAGCAGUCACCAUCUGAUCUUCCUCAAAGAAAAGUAGAAGUUGUGAGUUCUGCAAGGUCUGGGAGUCUUCAAACUAGCUUGCCUGAAUCUUUUUCUUUAACUGGUCGCACUGAAAAUUUGAAUACAGAAACAACUGAUAGCUGUGUGGCAGAUGCACUGGGAGCAGCAUUUGUCACAAGGUCAAAAGCACAAAAGGGAAGUUCCGUGGAGGAGCCUGAAGAGAUGGAUAGUCAAGAUGCUGAGAUGACUAACACAACUGAGCCAAUGGAUCACUCUUGAUUUAAUUAGAGGCUAAUAAAGGCAGAAUGUUUAUUGUGAAUAUGUAAUAUUUGUUGGCUGGGCCACAUAACUUGAUUAGUCAUUAAAAAUCUUGUACGUAUAUAAUUCAAAGAUUAUAUCUUGUUAUUCAGUGCAUGAUAGCAAAUGUGUGAUUGGCAAUAGCUUUUAAUAUACUGCUGCCCAGGCUGGCUCUGAAUUCCUGUAAACUAGUUAUUAGAUCUGCUGAGUUUCUUCCGUAUAUGUGGUUCAUUGGAAGUUUUUUGUAAUUUUAAUUCCAUGAAAGUCUUAUUAAUGUUUCAAACAUGAAAGUAUCUUGCUAAAUAUGUUUGAUUUCUAAAAAGACCAAAACUGAGGAGGAAAUCAGAUUUUGCCAAUGUUGAUGCCAUCAAGAGAAGCAUCCUAAUAUUAAAGUGUCAAAAGAUUUGUGUAAAUUUGAAGGUUAUCUGAACUAAAUUGUAUCUUAAAAUUCAUAAAAUGAUUUAUUAGACAGUGGUAUUCUGACAUUUUCAUGAACGUCAACACAUUCAUAGAGAUAACUAUUCUUAGAAAAAUAUCUUGAGAAUGGAGUGUAACACAACAUUUUGCUGAUUUGAACAAAGUUGGAGGAAAAUAUCUGUCAUAGAAUGAUAAAGUCAAUGUGAUUCAGUUAGUUGCUGUCUGAGCCAGCACAGCCAACUGUGUGCUCUGUUGAUAAUAUGUUACCAUUAUUUUUUGAAUCCUGGCUGGUCAAAUGUCACCUAAUUAUUUUUUUUUUAACUCUUGCAGAAAAGUUGAUUGCAAAUUGUGUUAGAAAAUUUAAAAAUAAUGGUAGCAGUAGUUAAUUUCUAAUUUUCAGAGUAUGUCAGACUCACAGAGAAUUUAUAAAUAAGAAUUUAUCUUUAUGAAUGAGUUACAUUGUUCUACAAUUUUGAUCAAUGGUAUGUAAGCCUGUAUAUACUAAGUAUCCCCUUUGAACCAAAAAUGUUUCCUUUUUUUUCUUAGAGUCCAUAAGAUUUUCUUUAUUUGUUGGCUUCAGUUUGGUUUGGAUGCAAAUUUUACCUCAACAUACCCUGAUGAUCAACUGAGCAUUUGCUUAAAUAGUGUGUUCAUUAAAUCUUUAGUGCCAGUUUCCUAAAGAAGCAGCUUUCAUGCUUAUUCCUUAAAACAAAGAGUGUUAUCCUGAGAUUGGUAUUGCACUAUAUUAUCCUGUUCUGCAAAUCUGUAUUCUGAAAUGUACAUUUCAAUUCAUCUUCCUCUGUUCACUGAAAUUAAGUUGAAUUUGAAUGGAUGAAAGACAAAAUGUAUGUUAAUACAAUCUCUUAGAGCAUCAAAGCCUGGCUGUCUCUGUUUGAACAUGUAACAGAUGCAGAACUAUUUGUAAUUCUAAGAAAAUGUACAUCAGAAAGUAUAUUAUCAGAUGUAUAAAAUUUUCAGUCUGCUGAUUCAUAAGGGAUAUAGACAGUACAUUCUUGUUUUUCCAGAUAAGAGAGGUUUUAGUCUUCUUUCUAUGAAAGUAUCUCUAACUGAAUCCACAUAUUAAAGUUACUAUCCAUUUUGAAUUAGGAAAGAAAGGAGAGUCUAGACAUGUAAAUUUACAAGUGUAUCUGAGCAAGAUAUAUAUAUUUGGGUUAGUUUUUAAUCACAACAUCACUGUUUUUCUUUGUAAUAUUUUAUCUCCAUUCUUUCAUUUCUAAAUUUACUUUCU